Molecule: messenger RNA, 1428 nt
Organism: Amphiprion ocellaris (clown anemonefish)
Lineage: Eukaryota; Metazoa; Chordata; Actinopteri; Pomacentridae
Product: transmembrane and ubiquitin-like domain containing 1
Exons: 3
Coding region: 359-1111 (250 amino acids)
Molecular function (GO): protein binding
Source: RefSeq, a predicted model, not a curated record
AUAAACUCCGCUAACCAGAGCUAACUGGAGCUAACCUGAACUAACCCCGCUAACCUGAGCUAACCCGAGAUAACCAGAGCUAACCCGAACAAACCUCGCUAACCUGAGCUAACCUGAGCUAACCACAGGUGAGCCGCAGGUCCUCCUGAACUCCUGCUGACUACAGCUGUAGCUGCUGUAGAAACGCUGGGAAUAUUAUGGGCUGUUGUGUCUCCAGAGGUUUUCUGGACUAACUACCAGCUGCCUGCAGAUUCACUGAUACACAUGGAGAACUUCACUGAGGCCUUCUGAAACACCUCCAGCUGAUUACCUGUACGACAGGUGAGCCGUGCUGACCUGUGUGGGCGUUGCCAGGGCGAUGGCUCUGAUCGAAGGCGUGGGAGACGAGGUAACGCUGCUGUUUGGCUCCCUGCUGCUGCUGACGGUGCUGCUGCUCGCCUGGAUCUCCACCCGCACCUCCGACCCCCCAGAACACCUGUUCACCUCCUCCACAGGCCCCGCCUCCUCACCGAGGACAGGACACGCCCAGCAGGACACGCCCCCCUCCUCCACCAGCGCCGCCUCCUUAUCGUCCUCCUCUCCGUCUUCGGCCUCCAGCUCCGUGAGCGACGGCGCCGCGACGGAGGCCCCGCCCACCGCACAGGAGGAGAGGGCGGAGCCUCUAUCUGCCAGGAACAUGGUGGUCCGCCUGAAGUUCCUGAACGACACGGAGAGAACGGCUCAGGUGAAACCACAGGACACCAUUGGCUACAUCAAACGGACCUACUUUGCGGGUCAGGAGCAGCAGGUCCGACUCAUCUAUCAGGGUCAGCUGCUGCAGGACGACGCUCAGACUCUGGCGUCACUGAACCUCGUCCAUAACUGCGUCCUGCACUGUCACAUCUCGCAGCACGCCGGGCGGGGGGCAGCGGGUGGGCCACGGCCUGCCGACCAGGUGCAGGUGGCGCUGAACGUGGGCAGCCUGAUGGUGCCGCUGCUGGUGCUCAUGCUUUCGGUUUUGUGGUACUGUCAGAUCCAGUACCGGCAGUUCUUCACCGCCCCGGCCACCGCCUCGCUGGUCGGAGUCACCAUCUUCCUCAGCCUGGUGGCCUUUGGGGUCUACCGCCGCUAGCUGCUCUCUGAUUGGCUGCUGACCUCUGGCCCGCGGGAGGAAAGGGACGCUGGUGAUAGUUAAUGUUUGUUUCUGUUGCCAUGGAGAUGGGGAGUGUACACAAGGACUUUAAUUUUUAUUAUUUUUAGAUCAAGUUUAGGUUUCUCAUUAUCAUCAUCGUGCCUCUCUGACCUUCAGAAUCGUCUGUGUGUGUCUGUCUGUAUCUGUGUGUCUGUCUCUGUCUGUCUGUCUGUCUGUCUGUCUGUAUGAAGGGGAGGAAAAUUCAUGUGAGUUUCAGCUUUUGAGAAAAGAGAAAAUCUAUUAAAUGAUGAACUGAU